Xiphias gladius (swordfish) is the source of this 2133-nucleotide messenger RNA. Its product is annotated as gastrula zinc finger protein XlCGF57.1-like. Gene Ontology annotation, biological process: regulation of transcription by RNA polymerase II. Gene Ontology annotation, molecular function: RNA polymerase II cis-regulatory region sequence-specific DNA binding; DNA-binding transcription activator activity, RNA polymerase II-specific. The transcript is spliced from 2 exons. Lineage: Eukaryota; Metazoa; Chordata; Actinopteri; Istiophoriformes; Xiphiidae. Gene Ontology annotation, cellular component: nucleus. Bases 230 to 2020 code for a protein of 596 amino acids. The record is from RefSeq and is a predicted model, not a curated record.
AGUACUUCUUCCUCCGCUCUCUAGAAGUCAGACUCAUCAAAAAUGUCUGAACCGAGUGAGAAACGUCUGCAGCGCCUCUCGCUCUCCUCCAGUCCAGCAGAGGUCGCUGUUCGCUGUUCGCGCUCCUCCAAGCGAACUGUCGUCGACGCGGAACUCGGUGUCUCUGUUUACCUCCCCGCUGGCUCUCUUUGUUCGCUGGAAGCCUCAAACUGCGCAGAAAAGGAGGAAAAUGUGCGCCGUGCAGCUGCUGCGGGUGUCGGUACACGAGCGGAUCAGCGCCGCCGCUGAAGACUUUCUGCUGCGGGUGGAAAAGGGAGAAGACGCGGCUGAAAUCCCGGCGCUGAGAGCGCUGCUCACCGAGCGGCUAACGGCGGCGGCGGAGGAGAUUGUCGGUCUGUUUGAGGAAACCGUGGCGGAGUACGAAGACCGAGUGGAGCGGUCGGAGCGGGAGAUCUGCCGCCAGAGGAGGCUGCUCGACGCCGUGCUGAAGCCCGAAGUCAGGCUGCACCGAGCAGACCUGCUGCAGUCAGUGAACCUGAACCAGGCAAACCUCCAGCCUCCAGACCCUGCAGACCUGAACCAGACUGAAUUCGAUCACAUCGACAGUGAUGUUUCUUGCACACCAACGCCUCGCUCCUCCUCCCCACCGUAUAAUCCGCCCGUCUCACCAAGCAGCUCGGUCAUCCACAGCGAUGGUGAUCCAGACAGCGACUGGACAGAGCAGAAUCGGACUCUCAGAUCUCCAAGAAAAAAGAAAAGAGGCCACCCGCCGCUCGGUGUCAGAAACAAACGGAAAAGGUCAACUCCAGCUCAGAGUUUCAGCUGUCAGGUUUGUGGAAGAGCUCUGCAGGGGAAAGGCUUCUUGCUUAAACACGUCCUGCAGGUCUGUGCAAAAGACCCAGACCUCCGCUGCGGUUUCUGCGGUGAGCGUUUAGACUCAGCUGACAACCUGACAGCUCACUUGCAAACACACCAAGAGAGGAGUAAAACCUGCUCCUUCUGCGGCAAGAUCUUCCAGUCCAUCCUGGCGCAGGAGCUGCAUGUCCGACUGCACACCGGAGAGAAACCAUACAGCUGCGAUGUCUGCGGCAAGAAGUUCAGCCAAAAAGGAAACCUGACGUCACACAUGCGCGUCCACGCUGCAGAGAAACCAUUCGAGUGUAAAGAUUGUGGCCGGGCCUUCUGUCACAUGACAUCUUUAGAGCGACACAUGCGGGAGCACAGCGACGAGGUGGUGCACACCUGCAGCGUCUGCGGUCAGGAGUUCAGGAAGCAACACAGCCUGCGACGACACAUGACGACUCAUCAGAAAGACGACACCCACAAACCAAAGAGAUACCGCAGCUCGGUGCCAUCCUACGUCUGCAAAGUGUGCGGGGACACCUUUGACAGGAAAACCUUCUUGGUGAAACAUGUGGAGAUCCACCUGCAGGACCCGAACUGCAGCUGCGGACUCUGCGGACAGCAGUACGAGUCCACCGCCAGCCUCACUGCUCACCUGCGCUCCCACCGCGAGGUUGGCAACACCUGCGACAUCUGCGGGAAGUGCUUCCCAGCUCACGCGGCGUUGCAGAUGCACAUGAGGAUCCACACUGGAGAGAAACCAUACACCUGCCGCUUCUGCGGGAAGGCCUUCAACCAGAGCGGCAACCUGAAGACGCACCUGAAGAUCCACACCGGUGAGCGGGCGUUCUCCUGCAGCCUCUGUGGGAAGGGCUUCACCCAGAAACAGACUCUGGACACUCAUGUCCGCUUCCACAAUAAGGAGAGACGCUUCCUGUGUCAGGUCUGCGGGAAAGGCUUCAUGCAGGACGUGGACCUGAAGAGACACAUGCUAAUCCACACUGGAGAGAAACCUUACAGCUGCAGGGUCUGCGGGAAGAGCUUCCAGGCCAAAAGAUCACUCAACGGACACUUAAAAGUCCACACAGCAGGGGUGGAUGAGACUGGACCAGAGCCGAAUCAGGACUCAGAACAGCAGAGGACGGACAGUUUCUACUCAGGAUUCCUCCAGCUGUAAAGGACCAGUGUUAGACUGUUGACUCAGAGCUGGACUCAAACCAACAGGUUAAACUUUGUUCAUCAGUUCCAAACUACUUCACCCAGAACUUCUCUGUCAAUAAACAAGUUGAG